AUGACUAUGAACUUUGCAUUGUGGUUUGUGACUCUUGUGUCCAUCACCAGCGCUGAUCCAAUUCGUGUUUCCUCAAUUGGAAAUGCUAAUAUGGAAUCUCGCGUUGUUGGUGGUGAAAACGCAGAAGUAGGAGCUGCUCCUUACCAAGUUUCUUUGAAAUACAAUAACGGAGCUCAUUUUUGCGGAGGUGUCGUGAUAACCAAAACUUGGGUGCUAACUGCUGCACGUUGUAUUCACGAGGAGGAACCCGACAGUUUCACUGUGGUUGUGGGUACCAACACUUUAAAUGCUGGAGGAGAAGGUUACAACGUUAAACAGAUAGUUAUUCAUAUGCAAUUCAACCAAGUUUAUCUUUUGAACGACAUUGGUUUGAUCGAAACCAAAUCACCAAUACAAUUUCAUGAUCUGGUUAAGCCAAUCUCAGUUCCCAAUAUGCAUGUUGAAGAUGGCACGAGAGUUACUCUUUUUGGAUGGGGAAAUUUAACGGCUGAAGGACAUAUGCCAAACCAUUUACAAACAAUAGAUUUGUUAACAAUAAAUCUGAGCGAAUGUUCCCGAUUAUUGCCUGAACCAAGUAUGAUCAGUACUAAACACAUUUGCACUUUUGUUUCAUAUGGAAAAGGACUUUGCAAUGGUGACUCUGGUGGCCCAUUGGUAGCCAAUGGACAAUUAGUUGGUUUGGUGUCAUGGGGACAACCAUGUGCCAGAGGCUUACCCGAUGUCUUCACCAAGGUCUACGCUUACCGCGAUUGGAUCAGAUACUACACCGGAUUCUAA
Molecule: messenger RNA, 777 nt
Organism: Ctenocephalides felis (cat flea)
Lineage: Eukaryota; Metazoa; Arthropoda; Insecta; Siphonaptera; Pulicidae
Product: chymotrypsin-2-like
Exons: 5
Coding region: 1-777 (258 amino acids)
Biological process (GO): proteolysis
Molecular function (GO): serine-type endopeptidase activity
Source: RefSeq, a predicted model, not a curated record